AUGUGUUGACAGGGUUAAAAUAGGUUAACCUCAAAAUUUGCACGUGUCAAUUUAAAUGAGGUAAAUCAACAAUGGGUCAAAAAAAGAAAAUAGGAAAACAGCGUAAAGAUAAGUUUUAUCAACUCGCCAAAGAAACUGGUUUUAGAUCGAGAGCCGCCUUCAAAUUAAUUCAGUUGAAUCGUAAAUUUGAGUUUCUUCAAAAAUCGCGAGUAUGUAUCGAUUUGUGUGCAGCUCCGGGAGGUUGGAUGCAAGUUGCCAAACAAAAUAUGCCUGUUUCAAGUAUCGUUAUAGGUAUAGAUUUAUUUCCAAUAAAACCUAUACCAGGUUGUAUAAGUUUGGUCGAGGAUAUAACUACGGAAAAAUGUAAAACGGCGCUAACAAAAGAAUUACAAACGUGGAAAGCGGACGUUGUUCUUCACGACGGUGCUCCAAACGUAGGAAAAAAUUGGUUACACGACGCUUACCAACAAACUUGUCUAACUCUCAGUUCGUUAAAACUAGCUACCCAAUUUUUGAGACGUGGAGGUUGGUUUAUAACAAAAGUUUUUCGAUCUAAAGAUUACAACGCUUUAGUUUGGGUAUUGAAACAACUAUUUAAAAAAGUUCACGCUACUAAGCCUCAAGCGUCACGUUUAGAAUCUGCCGAAAUAUUCGUCGUUUGUCAAAAUUACAUAGCGCCAGAUAAAAUAGAUCCCAAAUUCACGGACCCCAAAUAUGUUUUUCAAGAAUUAGAACUCGAACCCAAGAAUAAAUUGAACGUUUUCCAUCCGGAAAAGAAGAAGAAGGAUAAAGCCGAAGGUUAUCCGGAAAAUGAUUACACUUUAUAUCACAAAUUGAACGUAUCCGAUUUUGUAAAACAUGAAAAUGGAAUCGACUUAUUACAAAAUACUUCUGAGAUUAUAUUUGAUGACCCGGCAAUUUUAAACCACGAAAAAACUACCAACGAAAUCAAACAAUGUCUUAAAGACAUUAAAGUGUUAGGAAGAAAAGAUUUGAAGAACGUCCUAACUUGGAGAAAAAUCCUACAUGAAGAAUACAAGAAAACUACGAUAGGAGAAGAAGAAAAAACUGAAAUAGACAAAGAAUUACAUGAAGAAGAUACUGAAUUGAAAGGAGAUGAUGAACUUGGAGAUAUUGAUAAACAAAUAAUUAAUCUACAAGAAGAAGAAGUUAGAGAACAUAAACGUAAGAAGAAGAAAGUGCAAAAGGAACGAAAAAAAUUAAAUGAACGAUUAAACUUGAAGAUGAUUUUAAAGAAUGAUGAUGGACCCACUAUGGAAGGUGAUGAUUUGUUUUCCUUAAAACAAGUCCCAAGUGAGAGUAAAUUGAAGAAGAUAAUCGAUCAAACACCAGAUACGGUGGUAAAUUCAGACGAUGAGUUUGGGGAGAAACAACCGGCGCCCAAAUAUACAAAGUACGAAAAAGGACAAGGACAUCUGGAUAGUUCAGGGACGUAUUACAAAGAUUCUGAUUCGGAAUUAGAAAUGGAAAGUGAGGAAGAGGAAAUUAAGGAAGGUUUAGGAUUCGAAGAGGAAAAUGAAGAAGAACCACCGGAAAAGAAAAAAUUAAUAGAAAAAGAAGAUCAUCCUUUAAUUACAGAUCUAGAUUAUAGAGACAAAGUGAAAAAGAAGACUCACAAAGCGGAAUUGUGGUUCGAGAGGGAUGUUUUUAGGAAUAUAUUGGACGAAAAGGACGAAGAUGCCGAUUUGGAUAAGAUGGUGAAAGAUUAUAAGAAAAAAGGAGUGAAAAUCCUCGGAGAAGACGAUGAAAAUGGAGAAAUUAACGAGAAGAUGAGAAAAGAAAUUACUGAUAGUGAUUAUAGUUCAGACGAAGAUACUGAUGAAGAUUAUGAUGUUGAAAAAGAAGUCACGGUUAAUAAUAAGAAGAAAGAUGGUUUCGAGAUUGUUAAAAACGCAACUGCAGGAAAUAAAAGAAAAAAACACAAAUUAACGUCGGAAGAUCUAGCUAUGGGAACGAUGAUGGUGAACAGUAAAAAAACAAAAAGAGAUUUGAUAGACGCCGCUUGGAACCGAUACACGUUCAACGAUGAAAAUUUACCAGAUUGGUUCGUACAGGACGAAGAUAAACACAUGAAAAGGGAAGUUCCGGUACCAAAAGAAUUGGUGCAAGAAUACAAUAAAAAAUUGGAAGAAAUCAACGUGCGUCCGAUUAAGAAAGUAAUCGAAGCUAAAGCGAGGAAGAAGAAGAGAGCCCUGAAGAAACUCGAAAGGGCCAAAAAGAAAAUGGAGGCGCUAAUCGACAAUCCGGAGAUAUCCGAACAAGAAAAAUCCAAACAAGUUAAACAAUUGUAUAAAAAGGCGAGACAGGAACCGAAACGAGAAGUGACGUACGUAGUGGCUAAAAAACACAUGUCUGGUAAAAGGAUGAGCAGGCCGAAGGGUGUUAAAGGACGAUAUAAAGUGGUGGAUCCUAGAAUGAAGAAGGAUGUUAGGGCGCAGAAGAAUAAAAUGAAAACCAUGGGUAGGGGUAAAAAAGCCGCAAAAGGUGGUAGAAGUAAAGGGAAUUUUAAAAAUAAGAGCAAAAGUUCUUGAAAUUUGUAAAAAAAUUAAUAAAAUUGUUUAUAAUUAA
Diorhabda carinulata is the source of this 2589-nucleotide messenger RNA. RefSeq names its product pre-rRNA 2'-O-ribose RNA methyltransferase FTSJ3. Gene Ontology annotation, cellular component: preribosome, large subunit precursor; nucleolus; nucleus. The transcript is spliced from 8 exons. Gene Ontology annotation, biological process: maturation of 5.8S rRNA from tricistronic rRNA transcript (SSU-rRNA, 5.8S rRNA, LSU-rRNA); rRNA methylation; maturation of LSU-rRNA from tricistronic rRNA transcript (SSU-rRNA, 5.8S rRNA, LSU-rRNA). NCBI's taxonomy places the organism in Eukaryota, Metazoa, Arthropoda, Insecta, Coleoptera, Chrysomelidae. Bases 72 to 2552 code for a protein of 826 amino acids. Gene Ontology annotation, molecular function: rRNA (guanine) methyltransferase activity; rRNA (uridine-2'-O-ribose)-methyltransferase activity. The record is from RefSeq and is a predicted model, not a curated record.